Molecule: messenger RNA, 1549 nt
Organism: Brachypodium distachyon (stiff brome)
Lineage: Eukaryota; Viridiplantae; Streptophyta; Magnoliopsida; Poales; Poaceae
Product: chloroplast stem-loop binding protein of 41 kDa a, chloroplastic
Exons: 6
Coding region: 103-1287 (394 amino acids)
Biological process (GO): rRNA processing
Cellular component (GO): cytosol
Molecular function (GO): RNA binding
Source: RefSeq, a predicted model, not a curated record
GCCACAUGGCCUCACAGCUACGAAAUCCCCCCUCCCCUAUCCCAGUAUCCCGUGCUCACCACCCAUCACUCAUCGUCUGAUCACUCCCCGUCUCCGCCUUCCAUGGCCUUCUUUCCCGCCGCCACCGCCACCACGGCCGCGGCCGUCGCAUUCACCUCCACCCGCUGCGUCUCGCCGCGGCCCUCAUCGCCGUACCUCCCACGCGGCGUCGCCAGCAGCGCGAUCGCGGCGAGGAGGCGCGCGGCGCCGAGGGCGGCGGCCGUGCGCUUCAGCGUGCGCGCGCAGGCCGCGAAGAAGAGCGUGCUGGUGGUGAACACCAACAGCGGCGGGCACGCGGUCAUCGGGUUCUAUUUCGCCAAGGCUCUCCUGGCCGCCGGCCACGCCGUCACCGUGCUCACCGUCGGCGACGAGGGCUCCGACAAGAUGAAGAAGCCCCCCUUCUCCCGCUUCUCGGAGCUGACGAGCGCCGGGGCGAAGACGGUGUGGGGUGACCCGGCGGACGUCGGCGCGGCGGUGGGCGGGGCUUCCUUCGACGUCGUGCUCGACAACAAUGGCAAGGACCUCGACGCCGUCAAGCCGGUGGCGGACUGGGCAAAGUCGGCCGGCGUGGGCCAGUUCCUCUUCAUCAGCAGCGCCGGGAUCUACACUCCGACCGACGAGCCGCCGCACGUCGAGGGGGACGCCGUGAAAGGGAGCGCGGGGCACGUGGGCGUGGAGAAGUACAUCGCGGCGGAGUUCGGCAGCUGGGCCUCGUUCCGGCCGCAGUACAUGAUCGGCUCCGGCAACAACAAGGACUGCGAGGAGUGGUUCUUCGACAGAAUCGUGCGGAAGCGGCCGGUGCCGAUCCCGGGGUCCGGGAUGCAGCUGACCAACAUCUCCCACGCGCGGGACCUGGGCAGCAUGCUGACGAUGGCCGUGGAGAGCCCCGACGCGGCGGCCGGGAAGAUCUUCAACUGCGUGAGCGACCGCGCAGUGACGCUGGACGGGCUGGCCAAGAUGUGCGCGGCGGCAGCCGGCGCCGCCGUCGAGAUCGUCCACUACGACCCGGCCGCCGCCGGCGUCGACGCCAAGAAGGCCUUCCCCUUCCGCAACAUGCAUUUCUACGCGGAGCCUCGGGCGGCGAAGGAGGUGCUGGGGUGGACGAGCACCACCAACCUGCCGGAGGACCUCAAGGAGAGGUUCGCCGAGUACGCCAGCAGUGGGCGGGGAGAUAAGGCCAUGAGCUUCGACCUCGACGACAAGAUCCUCAGCGCCGUCGGGGCCGCGCCGGUCAGCGUCGCCGCCUAGGCAGGACCUCUGCUCUUCGGCGUGCAGCCUGAAUAGAGAGUAUGAGAUGUGAAACAACAAUUCUCACAACAAAGGGGUGGUGGCGCAGUUGGCUAGCGCGUAGGUCUCAUAGCUAAUUGCGAGUGAUCCUGAGGUCGAGAGUUCGAGCCUCUCUCACCCCAAAUCGUUUUUGUCCAUCGCAACUCUGCUAUCCUUAUUUUGAUCGUUCUCUGAACGUUCUGACGAGUCGUACUUGGGGUUUGAAACCUUUUUUUUGGUCUUA